AUGCUUUUACGUGAGAUGAUGCCCGGCUAUCGACCCCCGAAUGGAGCAGUCCCGACUAACAUAGUUCGCUUUACCAGUCUACUCCCAACAGCGACCAGCUUUCUAUCCGUGCUCGGAAAUCCACUGAAUAUCAGUUUACUCGCCUCGCAGUUGCUCAUUGCCCCCGGAAUAUGGGAACGCCCAAUUGAUUUGCAAGCAUGUCGCAAGAUCCUGAGUGUGUUCAAUACAGCCGCCAUCUCCAUACUGCAAAGUGACACAGCGGAUGAGCCAAGAAUUUCAUAUGGACGACCACGGAAACUAGAACGCGAAGCAUGGGUCAAGGCUGUGGUCAAUGGAGCGGACGACAAGUCCCCACGAUGGAGACAUAUGCUCCUACUUGGAGGUAUUUUGCUUGGAUUCGAAGGGCAAAAUAGACAAGGACUGCCGUGGAAUAUCAGGAGAAAGCUUGAAUCGGCGCUUGUAACGGCAGCGCAACUGGCCCUUGAAGAGUUAGACCCGCGCGAUGACAGCAAUGGGCGCUGCAUUAUCAUGGUCUUGAAUUACACGUUUGAACUCUUGUCCGAUUCCGAAAGAACCAAGCUGGACUAUGAUCGCUUGCUGCCAGUGAUGAUUCAAGCGACUUACUAUUCACCGGAAGGCCUGGAGGGCGGGUAUUUUCUCGGUACCAUUGACAAGGACAUUGUUGAAGUACCGGGAAAACGAUUCAAAUGGUCGGCGCAAUCUGUGACAUUCGGCCACUUAUCAGCAAUGUCAUCGAGUCCUCUCAUAUCUGCAUUAGGGCCAUUAUCUCGAUUCAUUGCACAUGCGAUCGAAAAUGUUCGUGAUCCAGCGCUUGUUUCGCAAUCUGUGGAUCAAAUUUCGGAUUUCGCCAGGAUAUUGAUGGUGCAGUGGCGCCAGAAUAAGCUAUCGGAAAUUGAUUUAGCUGAAGAAGCGGAAUUCUUGGACCCUGACUCGCUGAAGAAUACUAUACCAAUGCUAUGGAAGGUGCUCCGAAACUCUUUGUAUUCGGCUGUCAUCGUGCUCCGAGCCGUGCUGGGGAGAGUAAUCAACGAUAAAGUGCUGGCUGCUGGUCGAAGUGCGCCUUAUCUGUCGAUGCAAGCUCUCCAUAUUCUUAGAAGCCUCUAUUUCGUGUCAUCUCGAAUCAGCCAAAACUCGUCUUCUCAACAUAUGUUUGUGACACUUACAGCUGUCGACAUCCUCGCUCAGUAUCCGGAUCUGGCAGAGAAUCUCCUGAGAAGCGUAAAACCAGGAGACCUUGGCCAGAUCCCCGCGCAUCCCGUCGAGAGGUGUCUUGACCUUUUCUUUUUGAACACAGCCGAACUGUUCACCCCAGUCCUGUCCCCCCAAUCAAGCGAAGAACUUCUAAUUUCUGCGGCGCUUCCAUAUCUUGCAGCUGGUGGAAACAACAAUCUUCUUGAGAUAUUCGAAGCGGCGCAUAGUGUGUUUCUUGCUGUGGUCGCAAUUCCUGGAAACGCAACCAUCGCAGCCAAACAUCUCCCGUUUUACGUGGACAAUCUUUUUGCUGUAUUUCCCCACAACCUGUCUGGACGCCAAUUCCGUCUUGCUUUCAAGACGGUCAUACAAUUGACUGCACCCCCGUCUCUCAUUGCAAAUAGCCAGCCUCUUCUACCCUCCGUUUUAAUAGAGAUUCUACAUGAUCGGGCUCUCAAUGCGUCCCAAAAGGCACUCCCUCAAUCUUCGCAGGGCGGAGCGGCUACAGAUAUGAGCAAAAUGCCGCCGCUUUCUGAACAAGCUUUCCUUACACUCGCUCUGAUCGAUUCCCUCUGUUUCCUGCGCGUGGAAGAUCUGGAGGAAUGGCUUCCUCUCACGGCCCGCCUGAUAAAUGUAUUAGAAGGACCUGAGAUGCGGAGCGCUUGUGUCGAACGGUUCUGGGAGGCCCUGAGCAGUGGAGAGAUGGAUGUUGACCGCGCCCACUACUGUGUUACGUGGUGGAGCACCUUGGGUGGACGCGAGCUCGUUCUAUUCGGCGCAGAACCUGGUGCGCUCCCAGAAUCUGAUUACAGCCCGGAUGGACCAUAUAUGAGUGGUGCGAUUGGGGCGGUUGCGCCGGAGAGUAAACUUUGA
Molecule: messenger RNA, 2085 nt
Organism: Aspergillus wentii DTO 134E9
Lineage: Eukaryota; Fungi; Ascomycota; Eurotiomycetes; Eurotiales; Aspergillaceae
Gene: pex8
Product: putative peroxisomal membrane protein Pex17
Exons: 3
Coding region: 1-2085 (694 amino acids)
Source: RefSeq, a predicted model, not a curated record